This is a messenger RNA of Cyprinodon tularosa, 1454 nucleotides long. RefSeq names its product alanyl-tRNA synthetase domain containing 1 (gene aarsd1). The record is from RefSeq and is a predicted model, not a curated record. Bases 107 to 1345 code for a protein of 412 amino acids. Gene Ontology annotation, biological process: regulation of translational fidelity; alanyl-tRNA aminoacylation. The transcript has 12 exons. NCBI's taxonomy places the organism in Eukaryota, Metazoa, Chordata, Actinopteri, Cyprinodontiformes, Cyprinodontidae. Gene Ontology annotation, molecular function: alanine-tRNA ligase activity; nucleic acid binding; ATP binding.
AAAACUCGAAGCUGCUAAAUUUGGUCUGCAUUACUUCCCGUACUACACUAACAGCUGCCUGUCUGCACCGUUUCUGGGCUCACAGUUUGCCUCUUUCUUAGUCAAAAUGGCAUUCCAGUGUCAGCGAGAUUCUUAUAUGAAGAAGUUUGUUACCUCUGUAGUAUCCUGCUCUCCAGCUGAGCUAAAACAGGAGGUGAAUGGGAAGAAGGAAACCAUAAAAGGCUUUAAUGUCAUGCUCCAAGAUACAGUCUUAUUCCCUGAAGGAGGAGGCCAACCAGAUGACCAUGGCCUGAUUGGAGAUGUUCCUGUUUUAAGGGUGACUAGACAAGGACCAGAUGCAGUUCACUUUGUGACCUCACCUGUGGAGGUGGGUCAGGAGGUGUGUGUUGAGGUCAACUGGGAAAGGAGGUUUGAUCACAUGCAGCAGCACUCAGGUCAACAUUUGAUCACAGCUUUGGCAGACAAGAUGUUUGGGUACAAGACCACAUCAUGGGAUUUGGGCCGUCAGAGAAGCACGAUUGAACUGGACACUCCAUCUAUGAAAGCAGCGCAGCUCCAGGAACUGGAAGAAGCCGUAAAUGAGAAGAUCCGAGCUCACAUUCCUGUCAGUGUUCAACUCCUUUCUUUAAACGACCCUGCAGUGGAGAAAGUGAGAAGUCGGGGGCUGCCAGAUGACCAUGCAGGACCUAUUCGCAUUAUUGAUAUAGAGGGCAUUGAUGCCAACAUGUGUUGUGGAACCCAUGUGACCAACCUCAGCCACUUACAGGUUAUAAAGCUGCUGGGAACAGAGAAGGGAAAGAAAAACAAAACCAACCUGAUCUUCCUCGCAGGAAACAGAGUUCUAAAAUAUGCAGAGAAGAGCUACAGCACAGAGCGUUCUCUGGUGUCUCUUCUGAAGACAGGUCCUGAUGAGCAUGUGGAGGCAGUGGACAAGUUGCAGAAGUCUGUCAAGCUGCUACAGAAGACCAAUCUGACUCUGCUUCGUGAUAUGGCGGUCCUCAUCGCUCAGAACUUUAAGAAUAACCCAGACAGAGGACAUUUCUUCAGUUUACACAAAAAAGAGGGUGACAAUGAGUUCAUGAACAUCAUUGCCAAUGAAAUGAACACAGAGGAAACUCUCGUUUUCCUCACUGUUGGAGAUGAAAAGGGACCUGGGUUGUUUCUCCUCGCUGGACCCAGUGGACAGGUGGCUGAAUUAGGACCACAGGUUUUAGAGUUGCUUCAAGGAAAAGGUGCAGGGAAGAACGGGCGUUUCCAAGGCAAAGCAAACAGCCUGGCAAGGAGAGAGGAGGUGGAGGCUUUACUAAGGCAGCAUUGCGAGCAUCACAGAGCAGAAGAAGAGUAAACUCAGCUUCCAAUCCCUGGAAGAACAGAAACAGCGACCAUAAAGGAUGGUGACGCACCUUAAAGGUGACAUGCAGACCUUGACAAAUGUUAGCAUCUCUGACAAUGUU